Messenger RNA from Sinocyclocheilus grahami, 536 nucleotides. RefSeq names its product isotocin-neurophysin IT 1. The record is from RefSeq and is a predicted model, not a curated record. Lineage: Eukaryota; Metazoa; Chordata; Actinopteri; Cypriniformes; Cyprinidae. The transcript has 4 exons. Gene Ontology annotation, molecular function: neurohypophyseal hormone activity. The coding region runs from base 62 to 526 and encodes 154 amino acids. Gene Ontology annotation, cellular component: secretory granule; extracellular region.
GAACAUCGCUGCUUAAAAGCUGAAUCGCUUCACUAGCUCUCAAUUUCAGCCUCGGUAAAAUAUGUCUGGUGGUUUGCUCUCAGUGGUCGGUCUGCUGUGUCUGCUGUCCGUUUGCUCGGCCUGUUACAUCUCUAACUGCCCCAUCGGAGGAAAACGAGCCGUACAGGAUUGGCCAUCUCGACAGUGCAUGACAUGUGGUCCUGGCGAUCGUGGUCGGUGUUUUGGUCCCAGUAUCUGCUGUGGUGAAGGUAUCGGCUGCUUGGUUGGCUCUCCAGAAACACUCCGCUGUCUGGAGGAAGAUUUUCUUCCUUCUCCGUGUGAAGCACCUGGAAAAGCUUGUGGUUAUGAGGGACGCUGCGCUGCUCCCGGGGUCUGCUGUGACUCAGAGGGCUGCAGUAUGGAUCAGUCGUGUGUGGAUGGAGACGCUGACGGUCCAGCCCCAGCUCCACCUGCCAGCAGCCAAGAUCUUCUGCUAAAGCUGCUACACCUGUCAAACCACGCCCACCCCUACAGACUCCACCAAUGAAACGCUCACA